Messenger RNA from Oppiella nova, 390 nucleotides. The record is from the annotation of a GenBank genome assembly. Lineage: Eukaryota; Metazoa; Arthropoda; Arachnida; Sarcoptiformes; Oppiidae.
AUGAAGGAAAAUCCCAUUCAAAAGGCUGCAAUAUUAAAUGGCAUCCAUGCUCAAAAAAUAAAUGCAUUACAAGUAUCGGAUGCAAUGCCAUGUUCAUUAGGUGUUGCAGAAAAAGAUGACAAAAUGUGUAUUAUAAUACGUGCUCAAACUAAAAUACCAUGCUCAAAUUCAAAAUUAUUUAAAACCGUAUCGGACAUGCAAUCUGAGUUGAAUGUAAUUGUUUAUGAGGGGGAAGAUUAUGUCGCAUCGAGAAAUACAAAGCUUUGUGGAUUUACCAUUUCAAACAUACCGCCAGAUUCAGCAGGGACUCAAACUGUAUUAGUGACUUUGACUAUCAAUGAUGAGGGUAUGCUCAGCUUCUUAGGAAAGGGACUCACCGAAAAGACCUAA